Molecule: messenger RNA, 6633 nt
Organism: Populus trichocarpa (black cottonwood)
Lineage: Eukaryota; Viridiplantae; Streptophyta; Magnoliopsida; Malpighiales; Salicaceae
Exons: 3
Coding region: 1-6633 (2210 amino acids)
Biological process (GO): DNA integration
Molecular function (GO): nucleic acid binding; RNA-DNA hybrid ribonuclease activity
Source: RefSeq, a predicted model, not a curated record
AUGGAAAACGAAGAAAGGUCACAACCAGAAGCUCAGUACCAAAGAGAACUUGAAGGAGUUCGAAAUGAUGUGGCACACCUAACCAGUAUGUUAGAGCAAAUGUUAAGAGCCAGAGAUGGAGAGGGAACGUCUACUCAACCUGAUGAAGCACCAGCAGCAGCUCAAAUUCCUGUCGCACCUAUAAACGUGGGGGCAAAUACACCAAAUAAGCAGCAUCCUAAUCCCACUCGGCCCAUCCAAAUCCCUAUUACAAUGGAUUUAACAAAUGAGGACCCACAUGAUGUCAAACUCUCUAAUCAUGAAGGGUAUGAUAAGUGGACUGCACUAGAAGAGAGGCUAAGGGCAGUUGAAGGAAAUGAUUUAUUUGACCCAGUUAGGGCUGCUGAAGUAUGUUUGGUGCCUAACAUUGUUAUUCCAAAGAAGUUUAGAGUGCCAGAGUUUGUUAAGUAUACCGGGAUGGAAUGCCCAAAGACCCAUCUUCGUUCCUACUAUAACAAAAUGGCAGAAGUUAUCCACGAUGAUAAAAUGUUAAUUUACUUCUUCCAGGAUAGCCUGACAGGAUCGGCCCUUAGUUGGUAUAUGAGGCUGGACAAUAUUAGGAUCAAGAAGUGGACAGACUUGGCAGAUGCUUUCUUAAAGCAAUACAAGUUUAAUCUUGAGAUUGCUCCUGAUAGGACCAGUCUAAUUACCAUGGAGAAAGGAAAUCAAGAGUCCGUAAGGGUUUAUGCUCAAAGGUGGCGUGACCAAGCUAUCAAUGUACAACCUCCACUAAUAGAGACGGAGAUGGUGACACUGUUUGCUAAUACUUUUAGGGCUCCAUACUAUGAACACCUUAUGGGUAGUUCAGCACAACAUUUCUAUGAUGUUGUUCGGAUUGCUGAGAGGAUUGAACAAGGAAUCCGAAGUGGGAGAAUUGCAGAACCUAUAGAGAAGAGAGGUUUCAUUGGAAAAAAGAAAGAAAAUGAGGUGCAUAACCUAGAAGGCGGAUACAAAGGGAGAAUAAAAAACUACCAAACACCUACCACCCAAGUCACCAGUAUCAAUUUUGCCAAACCCUCCAUCCCAAACCAACCCCAUCAAACAAAAUUCCCAGCAAAUAACCAAAGCAAUUACCAAAGAAGAGACAACCGACCAUCGGAAGAACAAUUACCACCUUUACCAAUAACCUUAAAAGAGUUGUAUGCCAAGCUGUUGAGUAUUGGGCAGAUAGCUCCCCUACCCAUACCACCUAUGCAACCACCUUUCCCUACCUGGUACAACCCCGAGGUGACUUGUGAAUACCAUGCUGGUCACGCAGGUCAUAGCAUUGAGGCUUGCUUUGCUUUUAAAAGAAAGGUGUUGCAACUGAUCAAAGUUGGAUGGGUCACUUUCGAGGAUUCACCUAAUGUGAAUUCAAACCCUCUACCCAAACAUGCUGUAGGUGGUAGUGGAGUGAAUACUUUGGAGGUCGGUAGCAAAGAGAAGGUGCUAAAAGUGACCAUGGCGAGGCUGUACGAGAUGUUGGUACAAUCUGGACAUAUAGAGAAACCAUCUGAACAUUACGUGAGGGAAAAUGAUUUUUGCCCAUUCCAUAAAAAGAAAGGGCAUCACAUUGAUGAAUGCAUUGAGUUUCAUCAAAAGGUUGCGAGAAUGCUGACUUUAGGAGAACUAAGGAUUGAGGCUGCAAGAGAUAAUGAAGAGAUCGAGAUGAUAGAAAAUCAGGGGAAAUGUAGAGUCCAAUCAACAGCUAAUGGGCUCUCAAAAUUGGUAUUAACUAAACCCUCAUAUGCAAACAAAGUAGACUAUGGAGUGAUGCCUGGAGAUUAUGGUUAUACCUCGAAUAUUGAAACUCCUUUACCGCUGUUCCGAACUGAGAUAAGUGGACUAACUCGGAGUGGUCGUUGUUUCACACCUGAAGAACUAGAGAAACAAAGAAAGGCUAAGGGCAAGGAGGUGUUGGACCUCGAUAAAGAGUUUGAGGUGAAUAAACCUGUGACUGAGGAAGAAACAAACGAGUUCUUGAAAUUGAUGAAGCAUAGUGAGUAUUGUAUAGUGGAUCAGUUGAAGAAGACCCCUGCCAAGAUCUCCAUCAUGUCAUUAAUACUCAGUUCCGAGCCGCAUCGUAAUGCUUUGCAAAAAGUACUGAAUGAGGCCUACGUACCCCAAGAUAUUGAACAAAAGACUAUGGAGCAUCUAGUAGGGAGGAUCCAUGCUGCCAAUUACUUAUAUUUCACGGAAGAUGAACUUGACGCUGAAGGAACUGGACAUAACAAGCCCUUAUAUGUCACGGUCCGAUGCAAAGAUUGUCUCAUUGGUAAAGUUCUCAUCGAUAACGGCUCAGCCCUUAAUGUGUUACCAAGGCAUAUGCUGGAUGAAAUGCCAGUGGAUCCCUCACACAUGCAACCCAGUGUGAUGACGGCUAGAGCGUACGAUGGCUCACCGAGGCAAGUGAUAGGGACAAUUGAGGUCGAACUAGCUGUGGGUCCACAAGUCUUUCUAGUAACCCUUCAAGUGAUGGAUAUCCACCCUUCCUAUAGUAUGUUGUUAGGAAGGCCAUGGAUACAUUCUGCAGGAGCUGUCACCUCCUCGUUGCAUCAAUGUUUGAAGUACAUUGCCAAUGGCGUUCUGGUUACUGUUAAGGCUGAGGAGACUAUAUCAAUGGUAAGAAAUGUGGCGGUUCCAUUCAUUGAAGCUGAAGAUUGUAAGGAUGGAAACCUUCAUGCAUUUGAAGUUGUGAAUACCGAGUGGGUACCCGAGAACACUGUGGUGAGGAAACCAGAACUCUCAGAGGCCACCAAAAUGAGGUUUGGGCUUGGAUAUAAGCCCAAGAAAGAGGAUUACAAGCGAGUUGCUGGUGCAAGAAGGGAGACAAGAAUGGCUAGGAUUGAAGGAAGGAAGCCUGAAGAAGAAAGCCUAGUCAUCCCUCCAAUCAGGAUUUCUUUUCCAAAGGCCGCAUAUGUGAUGCAACCUGAUAAGGGACACGGAAACCUCUUUCAGAAGUUUUUUUCAAUGAACAUAAACACUCUGGAGGAAGACCAAGUCAAGAACAUUGCUGAGAAAAUUGAAUCUGGAAGAAAGGAUGAAGAGCUGCCACAAUUAACGAUCCGCCCUCGGGAAGAAGUCACCGACAUGACUUUCAUUCGAAAGCUAGCCGAAGGAGAGAAGUUCCAGAAUUGGGAGACCCAAGAAGCUCCAUUGGUUUUCAAAAUGAACCCUGAAAGCGGAUCCUCCACAACAACACCUGCACUUUACAUUGAGAAUGAAUGGCCAAACUUUAAAGAACACAUAGUAGCUGUAGAAGAUGAGGAAUGGGGGGAGAAAAACAUAGGGGAAUUCACGAAGUUAAUAGAACAGCAUGAACAGGCUUGGAGGCCCGCUAAAGAGGAACUUGAAACCAUAAAUGUGGGUAAUGAAGAAAUCAAGAGAGAGCUGAAAAUAGGGACUUUGAUCACCCCUGAAGAAAAGGAAGAAUUGAUUGCACUGCUCCGAGUUUACGUAGAUAUCUUUGCGUGGUCCUACGAGGAUAUGCCUGGUUUGGAUACGGAUAUCGUAGUACAUAGGAUACCACUGGUGGAAGGAUGUAAACCGAUUAAGCAGAAGUUGAGGAGAACUCAUCCGGAGGUCUUAAUCAAAGUAAAAGCAGAAAUUGAAAAACAAUGGAACGCUGGUUUUUUGGAGGUAGUCAAGUAUCCGCAAUGGGUGUCAAACAUAGUGGUGGUACCCAAAAAGGAAGGUAAAAUCAGAGUUUGUGUGGACUUUAGGGACGUAAACCGGGCUAGCCCUAAAGAUAAUUUCCCUCUACCACACAUAGAUAUGUUAGUUGAUAAUGCAGCACGCAGCUCCACAUAUUCCUUUAUGGAUGGAUUUUCGGGCUACAAUCAGAUAAAAAUGGCGCAAGAGGAUAAAGAGAAGACAACCUUUAUAACACCAUGGGGAACAUUUUGCUACAAAGUCAUGCCAUUUGGUUUAAAGAAUGCUGGGGCCACCUACCAAAGGGCUAUGGUGACUUUGUUUCAUGACAUGAUGCACAAAGAGAUUGAAGUAUAUGUCGAUGACAUGAUUGCUAAAUCUAGAGAGGGAGAGAAUCAUGUCCAAAUAUUGAAGAAAUUGUUUGAAAGACUAAGGAAAUAUAAGUUGAGACUUAAUCCGGCGAAGUGUUCGUUCGGGGUGAAAUCUGGGAAGUUGUUAGGAUUUGUGGUGAGUGACAAAGGGAUAGAAGUGGAUCCCGACAAAGUAAAGGCUAUUCAAUCUAUGCCACCUCCCAAGACUGAGAAGGAUGUGAGAGGUUUCUUAGGAAGGUUGAAUUACAUUGCUCGGUUUAUAUCCCAAUUAACCACGACUUGUGACCCGAUCUUUCGUUUGUUAAGAAAGAAGAACCCUGGAAUUUGGAAUAAAGAGUGCGAAGAGGCUUUUGAGAAAAUCAAGCAGUACUUGUUGAAUCCACCCCUGCUUGUUCCUCCUGUACCAGAAAGGCCAUUGAUAUUGUACCUAACAGUAACAGAAACAGCAAUGGGAUGUGUGCUUGGGCAACACGAUAAAACCAGAAGGAAGGAAAGGGCCAUUUAUUACUUAAGCAAGAAGUUCACGGAAUGUGAGUCUAGGUAUACUGUGAUUGAGAAGCUGUGUUGCGCACUGUCAUGGGCUGCAAAGAGAUUACGUCAGUAUAUGUUGUAUCACACUACGUGGUUAAUUUCCAAAUUAGACCCGUUGAGGUACAUUUGUGAAAAGCCCUACUUAUCAAGCCGAAUUGCAAGAUGGCAAGUUCUAUUGGCUGAGUAUGACAUAGUAUAUAUGACAAGGAAAGCUGUAAAAGGGAGUAUUAUUGCCGAUCACCUGGCUGACCAUGCUAUGGAAGAUUAUGAAUCAUUAGACUUUGAAUUUCCCGAUGAAGAUGUGCUUUCAAUCGAGGAAGAGAAAUCAAAUUGGUGGAUUAUGUACUUUGAUGGUGCUGUAAAUGUAUGUGGUAACGGAGCGGGUGCGGUGAUAAUCUCUCCUGAUAAGAAGCAGUAUCCGGUUUCAGUUAAGCUACAGUUCGGGUGCACCAACAACACGGCUGAGUAUGAAGCUUGCAUUCUCGGUUUAGAGGCUGCAUUGGAGCUAAACAUCAGAAAGAUAGAUGUGUAUGGAGACUCAAUGUUGAUCAUUUGCCAAGUAAAAGGAGAAUGGCAAACCAAGGAAGAGAAGUUAAGGCCUUACCAAGAAUAUUUGUCUAAACUGGCUGGAGAAUUUGAGGAAAUAGAGUUCACCCAUCUAGGAAGGGAAGGAAACCAGUUUGCAGAUGCUUUGGCUACACUAGCAUCUAUGGCCAAAAUAGACUUUGGGCACAAGGUACAACCAGUACACAUCAAUAUCAGAAAUAACCCAGCUCAUUGUUGCUCAGUCGAAAGAGAAGUGGAUGGAAACCCUUGGUACUAUGAUGUCAAGAAUUUCAUCCAAAACCAGACAUAUCCCAUGGGGGCAUCCAAAAUCGACAAGAAGACCUUGAGGAGGUUGGCAAUGGAUUUUUAUCUUGAUGGGGAGAUUUUGUAUAAGAAAUCAUUCGACGGGACUUUGUUGAGAUGUUUGGAUGAAUUUGAGGCAAAAAGCGCGUUGCGAGAAGUCCAUGAAGGGAUUUGCUCAACCCAUGCUAAUGGACAUGUGAUGGCUAGGAAGAUACAAAGAGCCGGCUACUUCUGGAUGACAUUAGAAAAGGAUUGCAUCGACUAUGUCCGAAAAUGUCAUAAGUGCCAAGUAUACAGUGACAAAAUCAACGCCCCUCCAACUCCUCUAUUUAACUUGACAUCUCCAUGGCCCUUCGCGAUGUGGGGAAUUGAUGUGAUUGGACCUGUAAACCCAAAAGCCAGCAAUGGUCAUAGGUUUAUUCUCGUGGCUAUCGACUACUUUACAAAAUGGGUAGAAGCCGGAUCAUUUGCUCAUGUGACGCAAAAAGUAGUGAAGAAAUUUAUUGAGAGAGAUUUGAUUUGUCGAUAUGGUCCACCAGAAAAGAUUAUCACUGAUAAUGCCCAGAAUUUCAAUGGCAAGAUGAUAAUAGAACUUUGCGCUAAAUGGAAAAUCAAGCAUUCCAACUCUUCGCCGUAUAGACCAAAGAUGAAUGGUGCGGUAGAAGCUGCUAACAAGAAUGUCAAAAAGAUUAUUCAGAAGAUGGUAGUCACCUAUAAGGAUUGGCAUGAGAUGUUGCCAUUUGCCCUUCAUGCGUAUCGCACUGCAGUCCGAACCUCAACAGGAGCCACCCCGUACACGUUGGUAUAUGGAAUGGAGGCGGUUAUGCCUUUAGAAGUGGAAAUCCCCUCAUUGAGAGUACUGGUAGACUCUGGGCUGGAAGAGGUAGAAUGGGUAAAAGUUAGAUAUGAACAGCUGAAUCUGAUCAGUGAAAAGAGGAUAGCCGCAAUCUGUCAUCAUCAACUUUACCAAAGAAGGAUGGCCAAAUCAUACGACAAAAAGGUUCGACCUCGAGGAUUCCACGAAGGAGAUCUUGUACUGAAGAAAAUAUUGCCGUUACCAGGAGAAGAUCAGAGUAAAUGGGCGCCGAACUAUGAGGGCCCUUACGUGGUGAAGAAAGCAUUCUCGGGAGGAGCUUUGCUGUUGUCUAGAAUGGACGGAGAAGAUCUAGUUAGGCCAGUGAAUUCUGACUCUGUAAGGAAAUAUUACGCUUGA